AUGUUGGCUAUAUUUCACGAGGCGUUUGCUCAUCCGCCGGAGGAGCUCCACAGUCCGGCAUCUGUGAAAUGCUCUAAACAGCCGAAACUUCCAGAGGAAACCCUAAACGAUUUCUUAUCUCGUUACCCUCACAACACUUUCUCCAUGUCUUUCGGCAAAGCAGCUGUUCUUGCUUACGUUCGUCCCUCUGCUUCCUUCUCUAUCCACCAGAGGUUGUUUUGUGGAUUUGAUGACAUCUAUUGUCUAUUCUUUGGGAGCUUGAACAAUCUGUGUCAGCUAAACAAGCAAUACGGUCUCACCAAGACAACAAACGAGGCCAUGUUUGUGAUUGAAGCUUAUAGGACUCUUAGGGACAGAGGUCCUUAUCCAGCUGAUCAGGUCGUCAAGGAUUUGGACGGAAGCUUUUCCUUUGUCGUUUAUGAUAGCAAAGCCGGUUCUGUCUUCACGGCUCUGGGAUCUGAUGGAGGAGUCAAGCUCUUUUGGGGCAUAGCUGCUGAUGGAUCUGUCGUGAUAUCUGAUGAUUUGGAUGUUAUCAAAGAAGGCUGUGCUAAAUCUUUUGCUCCAUUUCCUACAGGAUGUAUGUUCCACAGUGAAGGAGGGCUAAUGAGCUUCGAGCAUCCGAUGAACAAGAUCAAGGCUAUGCCGAGAAUUGACAGCGAAGGAGUUCUCUGUGGAGCCAACUUCAAGGUGGAUGUGUACUCGCGUGUUAACAGUAUCCCUCGUCGAGGAAGUGAAGCCAAUUGGUCUCUCUGA
Messenger RNA from Thlaspi arvense, 753 nucleotides. NCBI's taxonomy places the organism in Eukaryota, Viridiplantae, Streptophyta, Magnoliopsida, Brassicales, Brassicaceae. The record is from the annotation of a GenBank genome assembly.